Molecule: messenger RNA, 3000 nt
Organism: Patiria miniata (bat star)
Lineage: Eukaryota; Metazoa; Echinodermata; Asteroidea; Valvatida; Asterinidae
Product: tubulin--tyrosine ligase-like protein 12
Exons: 12
Coding region: 41-1990 (649 amino acids)
Biological process (GO): protein modification process
Source: RefSeq, a predicted model, not a curated record
UAGGAACUUUAGCACGUGCUACCUUACGCAUGUGAUUUAAAUGUCACGCGACCGCAGUAGUUGCAGUGCAAGGAUGGAGAACGGGCGGGGAAAAACUGAUUUUAGCGAUUUUGUAGCGAUUCACAAAAGCCAGCUUGAGAUAUCAGGAGUACCGGAAACGUUCUGGCACAGUAUAUACAACAAACUUGAAAAUCAGUUGUUUGAUGCUGGGCAGAGGUUUAUGCUUACAUACUUGGAAGAGGAAGAUGCCAAGAACGAAGGAGAUAAAACUGGGGGCGGGGACAGUGGGGAGGCGGAGACGGCGACUGAAGCUGUUCCUCCAAAGUUGAGGGUGGUUGUCAGUGAUGAGGAAGGCAUUGAUGCGUCUAAUGAAGACAGUAUCUAUCUCAUAGACCAUGCCUGGACGUACCGCUUCAUUGAAGCCAGAAUGCAGCUACAGCAGGUACCAGGCCUUUUGUCUCGGAUGAUGAAUUUGAUGGGCAUUACUCAAACCGAGGGACAGGACCGGGACGAAUGCAUCAACAAAGUUCUCGCAGAGUCGUGGAAGUACAGCCGCACUUACAGCAUGAACGCACAGGGCCUGAAAGCAGAAGACAGGCAGCCAAUGUGGUACAUACUAGAUGAGUUUGGUUCUCGAAUACGUCAUGACGAUACCCCAAGCUGUAGACUGGUACCCUUCUUCUAUAUUCCUGAACAGAUUGCAUACUCAUUACUCUUUCCACUCCAAGAUCUAGAGUACGGUGAUGACGUCACAGUGGACUACGCAUUCCCACUCCAAGACCCGCUGUUGCGUCAGGUUCGUCUGUUGCCAUGGCAACCAAACGACCUGACCCAUAUAAGCCCCGAGCAGCCCGAACCCGACCUGGACUACAUGACCCGCGUCUGUAAUAACACCAACCCAGAGGUCGGGGAGAGUCCUGUCCUACGCGAUGUCACCGGAAAACUCAAGGUUUACAGCGAUCAUAAGCAGACGCUUGCCAACUUGCACCAUCCGCAGUUUGAGUUUGUGGACAAGGAAGAAGACGCGGAUGUCCUGUUUCUGGAAAGUUCCUUCAGAGAUUUCAGAAAGCUUUCCAAUGAGACUCACCAGUAUGUCAAUCAGUUCCCCGGAGAGAAAUUGAUUGUUACCAAGGAUAUGCUAGCACUCACGUCCAGAGAAUCAGGAAAGCACCAAUCAGGGGCGAGCUGUUGUCCAAAAUGGCUGCCGGUGACCUAUGACCUCUGGAACAACCUGCCCCAGUUUGUGUCGUACUUCCAGCAGCAACAGAAAAAAGGAGCACUCAAUAUAUGGAUCUGUAAGCCAUUUAAUCUGGCGAGAGGUUUGGAUACCACGGUAACCAACAAUCUCAAUCAGAUCAUCCGACAGACAGAAACAGAUAUACCUAAGGUUGCGUGUGAGUACCUGACUGAUCCGGUUCUCUUUGUCCGUGAUGGCAUCGGUCCAGUCAAGUUUGAUAUCCGCUACGUUGUGAUGUUCACGUCAGUCAAACCUCUCAAAGUUUACGCCUACAAGAUUUUCUGGCUUCGAUUCGCAAACAAGCCUUUUUCGUUGGACAAUCUGGACGACUACAACAAGCAUUUCACCGUCAUGAACUAUGCCACGGAGGAACCAGGGGAAAACUUCUUCCAGAUGCUAUGGCAUGAGUUUCCAGGUCACUUCAACAAGCAGAAUCCUGACUUUGAUUGGGACGAAGUCGAGGCCAGCAUUCACGAUAUGAUUCGUGAGUUCUUCCAGGCGGCAGUGUCCAAACCACCGCCUCGAGGGAUCACUCAUUGUCCAUGGUCAAGGGCAGUGUAUGCACUGGAUAUCAUGCUGAAAUGGGACACUGAUGACACAGGGAAGAAAGUCAUGCAGCCGGUCUUGCUGGAGUGUAACUUUAUGCCGGACUGUGAGAGAGCUUGUUGGCAUCGGAAGGAGUUCUUCGAUGACAUCUUCAGCACGCUGUUCCUGGGAGACAUCAAGGACAGACCUGUUAAGGAGCUUUGCUAACAGGUACCCAUUUACUCCUGGGUGGAGAGAAGCAAUGAGUGACAAAGUGCCUUGCCCAAGGGCACACGCACCAUAGCCGCAGGCUGGACUCGAACCCACAACCUGUAGCUUUACCUGCAGACACAGCACUCCUCUCAUUGUUCUAUAUACAUACAAAUGUAUAUAGUUUUUGGGUGUCAGAACAGGGGGGGGGGGGAGGGUCGACUCCCCAAAUAUACCCUUCCCCUUGGAAUCCAUGCCUGACACCAGACCAUUCUUGAGCUAGAGGUUGCUGGCAUGAGGCUUGCCCCAAAUCAUGUGAUAUAGUAACAGUCUCUUUGGUCUGGAGAAUUCGAAGUAAUGUGCCAAGCAUUAUGAGCAAGUCAGCAUACCAGAUGUUAUUUAAAUUUAACUCGCAAAUGGCUUAUUCCAUACAAAAUUGUUGAAAUGUUCUCCCAACUAGCGAAAAAAAUUAAGUACUGAAAAUGGAAGUCGUUGUUGUUCAGCACCCAUCAGCCGUUUUGAAGUAUGGCGGACACAAUACAAGGGCGUGCUUUGGAGUGGGCUGAACUCUUUUUGUAAAUACCCAAAUUUACCCACUUCACAUAGCACCCUGCUAUUGUGUUCGCCAUACUUCCAGAAAGCUGAUAUUUGUGUAGCUUGUUGUGUGGGACAGUGUAUUAACUAAUUUUGGAAAUCCUUGUUUGGUCCACUAAUAGUAUUUUAAUAAUACAUUAAUUAAUCUGCGCAGAUUAAUCAAGUACUUGUGAUUGCACACAAUUCCAUAAAAUUACUUUAUCUUUUUGGAGCCUUUAUGAGAUUUAUGAUAUAUAUAAAUUUUCAACCUGUUACAAUGAUUUUGUAAAUUGUGGUUUAUAUAUUCCAAACCCAAACUACCACUGUUGGUAAUCAUCAAUGCGAGUUGUUCUAUGUAAGUAUGGACGCAAAUGACUAAAACACUUACUUUUAUUGGAUUUAAUUUAAAGUACAUGUACUUUGAAACAGAUAAUAAACAGGCAACUUCAGAAACA